Exophiala spinifera is the source of this 1194-nucleotide messenger RNA. RefSeq lists its product as uncharacterized. The transcript has a single exon. Gene Ontology annotation, molecular function: intramolecular lyase activity. The record is from RefSeq and is a predicted model, not a curated record. NCBI's taxonomy places the organism in Eukaryota, Fungi, Ascomycota, Eurotiomycetes, Chaetothyriales, Herpotrichiellaceae. The coding region runs from base 1 to 1194 and encodes 397 amino acids.
AUGAACUACUCCUCCCCUCUCCAAACGCUCGUUUCUCGUCGACUCUGCACAUGCAGAAGCAACACUCACCCAGCAUCACUAGCAAGACUGUUGUCCACGAGCAGCAGAUUCAAUGCGUCUAAUAGCCCCCCGGCUCCCUCGUAUGGUUCGUCCGAGCUGCUACGCCGCCGCUACCAGAAACACCGCACGCCAGAGACAGAUGCAAAGACGGAAAGAGCAAGGACCAUCAAACGCAUGAAAGUAUCAGGCUACGGGAUCGCAGCUUGCACCCUCGCCAUCAUCGGCACAAUCGCCCUGUACCCUCAAGAUGGUCAAAGCGGCUCGGUCAACGCCGUCAAGCUCGACGCACCUCCAUCUAUAGCCGGCGCUCUUGACCCGUCGUCGUCUGUAAUCGAGCAAGUCCCCACGGGGACUUCAACGAUUCCGACGUUCCCUCGCACGAUACACAUAUCUAGCGACGCACCAAGCUCUACCCCAGCUGCCGCCAACGAGGGGACGCAAUCCAACGUCGAGUACCAGCUUGUCGGCCUUGGCAUUCGCACCGUGUCGAUCUUGAGCAUCCAAGUGUAUGUGGUGGGCAUGUACAUCGCCACGUCCGACAUCGCGGCGUUGCAAGCACGCCUGGUUCACGCGGUCGCCGACCCGGUCGCGACGACCUUGGUUCCCGAAGAGAAGGGCAAGCUCAAGGACCUGCUGCGCGACCCGGAACGCGGCGAAGACGUGUGGAACGAGAUAGUCAGGGACGCCGGCAUCCGCACCGCCUUCCGCAUCGUGCCCACUCGGAACACGGACUUUAUGCAUCUGAGGGACGGCUUUGUCCGGGGCAUCACGGCACGCAGCACGCACUUUGCAAACGACAAGAACGACGCCUCGUUCCAGAGCGAAUCGUUCGGAGAGGCAAUGGGCGAGUUCAAGAGUGCAUUCGGCGGCGGCGCAAGACGCAAGCUGGCCAAAGGCGAGGUACUACUCCUGGCGCGAGACGGCCAGGGUAAGAUGACUGUCUGGGAGGAAGACAAGAACGGGCACAGGGUCAAGAUGGGCACCGUGGCGGACGAGAGGGUCGGCCGGCUGUUGUGGUUGAACUACUUGGCUGGCAAAAAUGUAAGCAGUGAGCCUGCCCGCCAGAGUGUCAUCGAGGGCGUCAUGGACUAUGUGGAACGACCAGUAGGCACAGUCGCUACACAGGUUGUAUAA